Messenger RNA from Bactrocera latifrons, 3078 nucleotides. RefSeq names its product ras-related protein Rab-23 (gene Rab23). Gene Ontology annotation, molecular function: GTPase activity; GTP binding. Lineage: Eukaryota; Metazoa; Arthropoda; Insecta; Diptera; Tephritidae. Bases 2091 to 2825 code for a protein of 244 amino acids. The record is from RefSeq and is a predicted model, not a curated record. The transcript is spliced from 3 exons.
UCAACAAGUGUAAACCACCACUAAACCAUUAAAGAUAGAGAAGUGACCAAAUGCAUACAUACAGAUAUCACUACACAGAAAAAGAGUAAAAAUAAUGGAAUAGCUGAACUUGUAAAAGAAGUGGGAAGCAAAGAACAUCUCUGAAAACAGCCAAGAGAUAUAAAAAUAGAAAUUGGAAGCUAUGUGAGCGCACAAGUCGAGAGUUAGCUAGUUCGUUGAAUAAAUACAACAAUAGUAAAAACAUAGGCCUAAGCCACGCUUUGAAACUAGCCACUGAACUGAAGGCAAUGAAACCUGCUACAAGUAUUAUAUGCAUGUUUGUAUGAGUGUAUACAUUAUCGGCCACAAAAAAAAUAAUACUUGAACUUGGAUUUAUUAUGAAAUGCGUACAUAUUGUAUGUAUGUAAUUACAAUUGAAUUAGGGUGUUUGCCGAUUUACUUCUUCGAACGCCUGGACAAAAAUCAUCACUCAUCAUUCUCAUAUAUUUGCCACUAGACCUUCCUUUCAAUGAUAACGAGAAAUUUUCUGUUUAAAAACGACGUCGAUAAGGCCAGUGAGAAUCCCUUCAAUUCAAWUGAAAUCUUUUGCUGUGAAUAUUGGUACUGUACCUUUUACUUACAGACGUCCAUUUGACAGCCAUCUUAACCGACUUAUUGGGUGCAUUCUUUGGGAAGAGUCACAUUUUCUUUACAAUGAAACUUACAUACUAUGUAUGUACAUAUAUAUAGGAACAACUGUCUAUGAGAACUCGUCACUGGUUAGCGAAUUCCCAAGACACAGUUUUCGUGUGUUUUAAUUAAUCGUGUAACAUCUUAAUUAAUGAUCCCACGUGAGCUUUUAUAUCCAACACAUUGGAUGCACACCGUUGGGCGAGUGUAUCGCUCGGAAAUGUACAUGCAUACAUGUGAUAGAUGUGCUUACUUAAAGUCGUAAGAAGAGUCACGGUUUGAAAAUAUUCUAAAAUAAUUCUAUUUUUUCCAAAGCCUUCACGAAUUAGUCAUAAAGCUCCUACGGUUAAUUUAAACCGUAAACUACUAUAAAUUGUAACAAAUUAGUGUAUCGUUACGGUAUUUUCAUAUAGUUGACUAGUGAUAUGGAUAAAAUUGGAGUCAAUCCACUGCUUUUCAAACUGGAUGGGGCAGCAGUUGGCAACCUAAUUCUAGCAAUAUGGCCACGGCGACGGUGAAAAAGCACUGUUUGCUGCAUUUAAUAAUAAAAGUAGCCCUUGUAGGCAGGUGCGUGGGAGAGGCUUCAAAAACCGACGUAUGAUUACAUUGAAAUUUGCUGAACCAAUUUUGGAGGAUUAUUAUCGAAAGUGACAUAUUGUGACUCUCCAUUCAAAAGCCCCGGUCGAGUUACCGACCAAUAUUGUUUUUUUUUUUCAUGUUUCCAAAAUAUGAGGAUACGUCUGCUUCCACACGCAGUUAAAACAAAAUCGCCUCAAAUUUCUACUGCGAUGGAGGCGCCAUCGGGUGGUGAAGCUCAAUAUUUAUCGGACCGCCCUCCUAUGUAUGUGCGUACAUAUAUAUGAAUGCGRCAAUGCACAGCAGGGAAAUUUUGAAUUGCCAACCGGUUGCACGAGCAAAGCUACAAAUUGUUUUCGUAAAUCCAUUGCUCAAUUCACUAAAUAUCUAAGAUGGUCAAUGCGCUGGCGAUGGUGGAUAUUGAAUGUUCGGGGUUGUGAUUAUGAACGGAGUGUAAAGUUAGCGUAGCCGCUGAUGAUUAAUAACUAUAAUGGCAUCUGGUUGACUAACGCUGCAGAACAAUUACAACGAGCGCUAAUAAAAUAACAGCUUAAAAUCGCUCGCUAUAACCGUGCAUCGUUAUAACUCGACUGAUAACCGUUACCUAUUGUUGGUAAUUACAAAAGGCAAACUCUUCCGUUCACUCGUAAAUUUAAUUACUUAUUCGCAACACAACGUACGUUGGGUAACAACACCAAAGACAACUCUAGUCUUUUCCUUUGUUGAAGCGCAAAGCUUGCAAGUCAUACGUAACCAACUGUACUUACCGACACGGAUACAUAUAUUCAACACCACUGGCAUUAAAAAAAACUCCAACAACGGCUCCCUCUAACACAUAUGACAUAAUGCGCGAGGACGACAUCGAAAUCGCCAUUAAGGUGGUGAUUGUGGGUAACGGCGGUGUUGGGAAAUCAUCCAUGAUACAACGCUAUUGUAAGGGUAUUUUCACCAAGGACUAUAAGAAAACGAUUGGUGUGGAUUUUCUGGAACGACAAAUCGAAAUUGACGGUGAGGAUGUGCGCAUAAUGUUAUGGGAUACUGCGGGACAAGAGGAGUUCGACGCCAUAACCAAAGCUUACUAUCGUGGUGCGCAGGCGUGUGUGCUCACUUUCAGCACGACCGAUCGCGCCUCAUUCGAAGCCAUCAGAGAUUGGAAGCGUAAAGUGGAAAAUGAAUGCAAUGAGAUACCAACCGUAAUUGUACAGAAUAAAAUUGACCUCAUCGAACAGUCAGUUGUAACUGCAGACGAAGUAGAAACUCUGGCGCGCAAUUUGAAUUGCCGCCUCAUACGAACUUCCGUUAARGAGGAUGUGAAUGUGGCAUCCGUUUUCCGAUAUUUGGCUACUAAAUGUCACCAGCUGAUGCUGGGCGAAAACACCGAACAGUCAUACACACCUAAUGGUGGUGGUAGUGGUAGCACCGGCGUAAAUGGUACUUCGAAUGGUCAUCAGCCCACAAUUAGUGCCUUCAGUCCAACAUUCACAAAGUCCAAUAGUGGCACGAUCGUGUUGCGAGCAGCCAAAAAGAGUUCAWCAGCGCGGAAACGUAAAAUUGUGCUAAAGAAAUGCGGCAUUUUGUGAUUUGCGUGACAACAGCUGGUASGUAGUGAGCAAUUGGAUGAGUAGAGGAUUACAUGUGGACAAGAUGUGUGCAAGAAAACGGGCACGAACACGUUGAGUAUUGGAAUAUUUGAUGAUAGAGGGAAGAUCGUGCAGCUGCUUGAACGGAAUGAAGAUGAAGUCUCCCACGGCUCCUCGGUCAUUGAACUCGACUAACUAUCAUAUACUAAACACUUUAUGACUGCUAGACUGAUACAUAAAUAUAUAUGCAUAA